UUUAAUUCCAAAUGGGGAAAGCUAAGAAGAGGUCUAGCAAAAGCGAUAGCAAAAAAGAAACCAAAGAACCUCAACAGGAUACUGCAAAGGGUGAGAACUUUGAUAACAUCACUUUCAUAAAUAGACCAGUCACUUGCAUAGCUACAUUGAUUAAGAUCAUUUUUGAACUGAUUACCUCAGCACCAGGAUUUGUACUAAGACAUUACAUCAUCUUCACCCUGUUCCCUGCACUUGUCGCAGGCUUCUACUAUAUUGAUGGCCCACAUGAUGAAUACAGACAGAUUGUUACUGAGUUCUCCUUGUUUGCAGGAUGGUGGAUCGGACUUGGAAUUUUAUCAAGUGUGGGACUCGGAACUGGAUUACACACAUUUGUCUUAUACCUUGGACCAUAUAUGGCACAAGUAACAAUGGCUGCAAAUAACUGUAAUAAAUUCCCGGUAUUCAUUCCAAACAGAUGGACUUAUGAGAAAUUUGGAGAAUGUGAAAAAUGGGAGGGGGAACCAACCAUUGGUAUUUUAGAUAUUUACUACGCACUUGCUCUGGAAGCUUUCCUUUGGGGAUUUGGAACCGCUAUUGGAGAACUUCCUCCGUACUUCGUAGCAAGGGCAGCAAGUUUAGCAGGAGAGACCCAUGAAGAGCUUGAGAACCAAGAAGGAAUGUUCAAGAAAGUUAAGGACUUCAUAGAGCCAAUCCUUAAAAAGCACGCAUUUAUCGUUGUAGUUUUAUGCGCAUCGAUUCCAAAUCCAUUCUUUGAUUUAGCUGGUUUAACAUGUGGUCACUUUGGUAUCCCAUUCUUUACUUUCUUUGGAGCCACAGUUAUUGGUAAGGCGCUGGUUAAGGUGUCGAUCCAAUCAUUUUUCGUGAUCAUCAUGUUCAGUCGCCAUAUAAUCGAGAAAGUCUUUAUAGUGGUAGCUUCAGUCUAUGCCCCAUUAGAACCAAUCCUGAGGAAGGAACUUGAAAAGCAACAGAAUAAGCUAUACGAAGGCAAAAGCUCGAAUGAAGAGCCAUCUCUAGUCGGCCAAAUUUGGGGAUGGCUGGUCGCCUUGAUGAUUGGAUACUUCGUUUACGCCUUCCUCACAGCUAUUGUCCAGGACAGACUCAGAACUGAUGCUAAGAAGAAGGCCUAA
Messenger RNA from Moneuplotes crassus, 1127 nucleotides. The record is from the annotation of a GenBank genome assembly. Lineage: Eukaryota; Ciliophora; Spirotrichea; Euplotida; Euplotidae.